This is a messenger RNA of Rhododendron vialii, 438 nucleotides long. RefSeq lists its product as uncharacterized. The record is from RefSeq and is a predicted model, not a curated record. Gene Ontology annotation, biological process: DNA integration. Lineage: Eukaryota; Viridiplantae; Streptophyta; Magnoliopsida; Ericales; Ericaceae. The transcript is spliced from 2 exons. Gene Ontology annotation, molecular function: nucleic acid binding. The coding region runs from base 1 to 438 and encodes 145 amino acids.
AUGUCCUCCCCACCGACAAGGACGCUCACCGACUUCGAAAUAAAGUUGCUUUCUUUUGGCUCAAUCCGAACGGUAAGCUUUACCGAAGAUCAUUUACCAGCUCGUAUCUGCUGGUCGCACACCCCCACCAAGUACCGAGCAUCAUCGAAGAGCUUCACACCGGUGACAGUGGUUGUCACUCCGUGGGGCAUGAAUGUCGUUGGUAAGCUCCCCGUUGCUCCCGAUGGGUUCAAGUUCCUCUUAACUGCCAUCGACUAUUUCUCCAAAUGGGUCGAAGCCGAGCCCUUGGUAACUAUUGAAGAAACAGAUGUCAUUCGGUUCGUUUGGCGAAAUAUCAUCUCUCGCUUCGGUGUUCCCUUCGCCAUCAUCACGGACAACGGGCGGCAGUUUACCUGUCAGAAAUACCGAUCUCUAUUAGAUGAAUAUGGCCUCAACUAG